AUGGCGGCGACAGUGCCACCUACAAGGUGGCAGAACACCGCUGGAACGCCACUGAAUGGCAACCAACGGCGGUUAUGGCCUCAAACAGCUAGAAGGGAUAAAGGAGGUGAAAGAUGGCCUCACCGCGAGCAUUCCAAUCGCACUCGACUUGCGUCUACCGGUCACAGUUCUGACUUCGUUCUUGGUAGGGUUUCUUCGUCUAUUCGCGACUUCACCGGAGCAGCAGAGGAGGUGACGAUGGCAUUCAAUGACAAGGUGGCGGAGGCUAGAGCGGUUGCGUCUGGCAGUCUUGCUCGAUCGGAAAUGGGAACGAAGUGUGCGGCUGGAGAUUUGACGAACGGCAGAAGGGAGAUCUGGAGAUGGUGGCGUCUGUAA
This is a messenger RNA of Lactuca virosa, 375 nucleotides long. Lineage: Eukaryota; Viridiplantae; Streptophyta; Magnoliopsida; Asterales; Asteraceae. The record is from the annotation of a GenBank genome assembly.